CAGAGGAGCGCAUAUAUGACCUGUGACUGACGUUGAUAUAAUACUGUUUCCUUAUUAGUUAUUCAUGUUUCCCCUCAAAUCCACUGUGAUGUAGCCUGUACGCGGUCAGUGACAGUUUUAUCUAAUAAAAUUACAUGAAGAAAUAAGGCAGUUAUACCUUUGAAAUAGACUGCAAGCCUGAAAACUGAAGAAGCGCAAUGCCACGGCGGAAGAGAAAUGCAGGCAGUAGCUCUGAUGGUACAGAGGAUUCAGACUUCUCUGCUGAGCACACAGACAGCUCUGAGAGUGAUGCCCACACAAUCAGGAAUACCCGCCUGACUCGCUCCUCACUGCGACUCAUCCGCAACUCACAAGAUUCAAGUCCUGUGGGGGAUGCUUCUGCCCCGGUUUCAGAAGAGGUGGUGAACUUUUCCACCCGACGUGUGACACGUAGUCAACAGCAGGGGGUGACAGUCUCGCCCAAGAAAUACCCCCUGCGGCAGAGUCGCUCUUCUGGCUCAGACAUGGAGCAGCAUGGGGAAAUCUCAGAGAGGGACAGUAAACAUGGGGUCGACCACGAUGAGUCCCCACCUAGAACGCCUACAGGCAAUGCUCAUUCCUCUGAGUCGGACAUUGACAUGUCCAGCCCAAAUGUGUCUCAUGAUGAGAGUUUGGCAAAGGAGUUGUCACUAAAAGAAUGUGGCCUCGCUCACCGUCCUAAACGCCGCCGUUUUCAUGAGAGCUACAACUUCAACAUGAAGUGUCCUACUCCGGGUUGUAACUCACUUGGACAUUUGACAGGGAAACAUGAAAGGCACUUUUCAAUAUCUGGAUGUCCGCUGUACCAUAACCUUUCAGCAGAUGAGUGUAAGGUGAAGGCAAGCUCUCGUGACAAAAAUGUGGAGGAAAGGACACUGUCACAACGACAGGAUGAGAACCGACAUUCUGCUCGGCAACAGGCCCAAUUAGAGCGACAGCUGCGGUAUAAGGAAAAGGUGACAGAAAUGAGGAGGAAGAGAAAUUCUGUUCCUCUUAAAGAGCAAAAAGAUAAGCACAUGGAGCACAGGCAGAUACAUGGCAGCAGUCGUGAGCCCCUGCUUGAGAACAUCACAAGUGACUAUGACCUGGAGCUCUUUAAAAAAGCCCAGGCACGUGCCUCGGAUGAUCUUGAAAAACUCAGGCUCCAGGGACAGGUCACAGAAGGGGGCAACAUGAUCAAGACCAUUGUGUUUGGUCGCUAUGAGCUGGAUACAUGGUACCACUCACCAUACCCUGAAGAGUAUGCUCGACUUGGCCGACUCUACAUGUGCGAGUUCUGCCUCAAAUACAUGAAGAGUCAGACCAUUCUGCGACGUCACAUGGCCAAAUGUGUGUGGAAACACCCACCAGGUGACGAGAUUUACAGAAAAGGGGAGAUAUCUGUUUUUGAAGUGGACGGCAAGAAGAACAAGAUUUAUUGCCAAAAUCUAUGUCUGUUGGCCAAGCUCUUCCUGGACCACAAAACAUUAUACUAUGACGUGGAGCCUUUCCUAUUUUAUGUGAUGACUGAAGCUGACAAUACUGGCUGUCACCUUGUUGGAUACUUCUCCAAGGAAAAGAAUUCAUUCCUGAACUACAAUGUCUCCUGCAUCCUGACCAUGCCACAGUAUAUGAGGCAGGGUUAUGGCAAGAUGCUGAUUGAUUUCAGUUAUUUACUGUCCAAAGUGGAAGAGAAGGUUGGCUCCCCUGAGCGCCCUCUCUCUGACCUGGGCCUCAUCAGCUACAGAAGCUACUGGAAAGAAGUUCUCCUGCGCUACCUACAUGACUUCCAGGGCAAAGAAAUCUCCAUUAAAGAAAUCAGUCAAGAAACAGCUGUCAAUCCUGUAGACAUUGUCAGCACUUUACAGUCUCUCCAAAUGCUGAAGUACUGGAAAGGGAAGCACUUGAUCUUAAAAAGACAGGAUCUAAUUGAUGAUUGGAAAACCAAAGAGGACAAACGUGGAAGCAACAAGACUAUUGACCCUGUGGCCUUGAAGUGGAGCCCACCCAAAGGAACUUAAGAAAAUUCAUCAGCAUGCUCUUCAGUCUUUGCUGUAGUUUAACAGGUCUUGGUCACUAUUAGAAUAGCUAAACGCAUAGAAUGCGUUUUCUUUUUUACAGUUAGUAAAUCUGCAAUCAUAGUUGAGUAAAUCUCUUUUCACAUAGUGCAGUUAGACUAUGUACAUUGCUUUACCUAUCUGAAACAUGGUUACCGUACAUGGCACGGGGCAUUCAAGAUCUUAUCACCUAAUUUAUCUACCAGUUUCACAAAUCACCAGUAACAGUGGUUGGUACUCAAACACCAUUUGUUUUUAAUGUUGUUUUUAGUUACUGUAAGAAACAAACUUAUCUACUGUAUCACUUCCUUUUAGAGAACUGUCUAUUUUACUGUUGAAUAUUUAUUUGAACAGACACAAUUUCAACACUAUAAGGAAAUUCUGGCUUUGUGAGGACACAUUAGUCAAUCAAUAUGAUAAUGUUCCUUGUCACAAGCAGCCAAAUGGCUUGAGUUCAGCAUUGAAGGGAUUCAUCAGAUUUUUGCCUCUUCUAAUUGGGUCCUUGUUUUUGUUUUUUUCUUCCCCUAAACCAGAUAUGUAUUUCCAGCCCUAGUUGACCUUAACUAAAGUCAUUUCACUAAAUACAAAGAAUAUUUUAUUCAUUAGCUCAAGUGUGACUAAAACUUGUAUUUUGGGACAUACACAUUGCAGUAAAUGUGAUAUAUUAUUAGCCCUUCAUCUAAGUAUUUCUUUUUAAGAAAGUAUAUAAUUAAAAAUACAAUUUAAGUGGCAGUUUCACUUAUUUUAUAGAAUACCUUGGCUUUAUUGCAGUUCACGUAGCCUACUGUGCUAUUUGUAUUGGAAUAGAUUUAUUCAGCUCUUAGGAAUUGUCAGGAUGCACUUGUAAACACCACAUAGUGUACAGCUGUCUAUAUUAUGAUAUGCCAGUAGCAUGUGUUGCACUUGCUUUUGUAUGCCUCUCCCCCAAAAUAAAUUGUGUCACUUGUUAUGUUAAUAAUGUAUAAAUUGUUGCGAGCAAUGGCAGUUUAUGAAAUCUCACUAUGAUGCACCUUGCUAUAGUAUAGAAUAAACAGACUCUUUUCAGUUUGUAGGGUUGCAACCAUGGAAAUAGAAAAAAAGCUUCAGUUUUUUGGUUUGCUGUGACCAAAGAAACAGCACAAGCUUACUUUUAUUACUGGGGUGGCAUAUAGAGUUUCCGUUUAUUUGCCAACUGCAGUAACCAUAGAAAUAUAGCAUAAAUGGGUACUGAAUAUUUGUGCACUGAAUAUUUUUCAACCAACAAGAAGUAGUUGUAGUUAAAGGUAUAGUUCACCCAAAAAUGAACACUCUCUUAUAACCCUCAUGUCAUCCCAGAUGUGUAUUACGUCCUUUCUUCAGCUGAACAAAAACAAAUAGUUUAGAAGUAUAUUUCAGCUCAGUAGGUCCUUUCAAUGCAAGUGAAUGGUGACAAGAAAUUUCAAGCUCCAAAAAACACAUAAAGGCAGCAUAAAAUUAAUCCAAGACUCCAGUGGUUUAACCUCAUGACACCCCACGUCCACAUGCGUGGACGUUGUAUUUUGGCUUCACUAUAUGUAACGCAUAAUUUAAAUCAACUGACUAAAUGCUGUUCACAAAAUUCUAGACUGUCAUUUAGAGGUAAACUUCUGGAGCGCUGAGUCACGUGACAUAAAAGCAUGCUGUUAAUUCUGAAACCUAAAGAGGAGAGUCUCUAGUUUUGUUUGAUAUGCCGCUUUAAAAAAAUCUGUUUAUUUUAACAUGAUGUACACAUAUUUGGAAAAUGGCACCGCAUUUCCACAAAAGUAGAAAAAACAUGUUAGUUUUUUUAAUUACUGUCAACUCUAACAUAUCUGUGGGUCAUUUCACUUUAUUUUAAUAUACAAUUUGUUAUAUUUUAUUUUGAUAUCACUGUGCAAUACGAUUCAAUACAUUAAACAUUCGUUAAUGCAUUCCUACAUAUU
Molecule: messenger RNA, 3973 nt
Organism: Xyrauchen texanus (razorback sucker)
Lineage: Eukaryota; Metazoa; Chordata; Actinopteri; Cypriniformes; Catostomidae
Product: histone acetyltransferase KAT7-like
Exons: 15
Coding region: 198-2018 (606 amino acids)
Biological process (GO): regulation of DNA-templated transcription
Cellular component (GO): nucleus
Molecular function (GO): zinc ion binding; histone acetyltransferase activity
Source: RefSeq, a predicted model, not a curated record